CAUGGUGAAGCAAAAGGCCAACUAUGAUGCCAAGAAGGAUGCCAAGGUGCAGCAAGAGUCCAAAUACAGUAUGUAUGGUUAUGCCCCCGCCUUACAGUACUGGGCAUAUGAGGCUAUCCAACAGCUUGCGGUGGAGCUUGUUGUGAGCUCGGGAAACAUGUUCCCGAGGAUGCUUAGCUGGUCGCAUCGGAAGAACAAGGAUUUCACCAAGUCUGUCAUCGCACCGAUAUUAUUGAAGAAGAAUUUAAUUGUUCUUCCGAUGUUGAAGCCUCGGCCAGCAGAAAAAGACUAUUACUUGUCUUUGACUGAGGGAGAUCUUCCCCUUUAUCCUGGGCUUGGCCAGGAUCCCUCGGAGACUGAUGAGGAGGAGGAUGCGACUUUUGAGAAAAUGGCAGAGAAAGUUUCUCAGGCUGCCGAGGCAGCCAAGAUAUUUGUUGAUGCUGCCCCGGGGGAGGAGGUUGCAGGUCCCACCCCUCCUAUUCCCCCAGCCUCAGCCUCAGCCCCAGCCUCAGUGUCAGCCCCAACACCAACCCCACCACCAGCCUCAGCCUCAGCCCCUGAGCUGGCCGACUUGAUUGAGCGGUUGGACAGAGUCGAGGGUCGACAGGAGACCCUCUUGAAGAACCAGUCAGUGAUCUUGGACGUACUCAGUCAGAACCUGACAUUUGUUAAGGAGAAACCGAGGGGGUCCAAUGAAGAUUCAGAGUCAGAGUCAUUGGAUCUUCCGCUAGACUAUGUUGAUGAUCCAACGACGCCCCCUACCAUCAUUGUGACACCACGAGGAAAAGACCUCGCACUGCUGCAGCUGCACCAGCAGACGAGGCUACACAAGAGGCUACACAUGUGCUGGACCCUCUCAAGAAGCCAGAUCCCAAACAGUAUAGGACAAUGUGCAAGUGGCUUCUUGGAGACAUGCCCAACAAGACCCCGCGGGAUGUAAAGACUGGGAGUCACGGUCCAGCAUGGUUUCUGACGUUGAAGACACCCCAGUCGUGGCUCAAUGAUGGGGUAAGCAAUUUAUACCUAAUUAUGGACUAUUUUCAAUUUUACAUGUUUUAUUUUUACUGACUCGAUGUGAGCUCGAUAGGAGUUCGAUAGUAGUUCGACAUGGAUGUUAAAAUAGGGGUUGUUCUUUACUAUUUCAGAGUGGCUCGA
Molecule: messenger RNA, 1155 nt
Organism: Humulus lupulus (European hop)
Lineage: Eukaryota; Viridiplantae; Streptophyta; Magnoliopsida; Rosales; Cannabaceae
Exons: 2
Coding region: 2-940 (312 amino acids)
Source: RefSeq, a predicted model, not a curated record